AUUUACAGCAGAACCUCCAUCCACAUGCAUAACAAGGGACUCUAAUGGAGCACUGUAAGAUGAGAUGACAUCUGUGUGUUUUACGCAGUGAAAUCCGAGCAAAGCCAGAAUCGCGUAAAUGAACUCCAGUGAAGCAUCAGCUCAGCCUCAUGUCGUUUCUGGACUGCUCCUGUAUCUCCUCCCACUCACGAGUCCAGUCCUUCAGCAUAGAGGAGCAGUAUGAAGACAUCAGCCAGCAGUGCUCGAGCAGUGAUGUCUCUCCGUGUUCUGUGUUGAUGGAUGAGGAUGACAUCACAGGUCUCUCCACUGACCCCGCCCACUAUCAGCUGCUCUCCCAACUGGGCCGGGGCUUUAAUAACCUCAGUCAGGUGAGCAUGGCUCGACACACACUGUCUGGCCGGCUGGUGGCGGUGAAGAACACUGACCUGGAUGAGUGCACAGAAGAUGAGCUGCUGCAGCUGAUGAAUGAGGUUCUGUUGUCCAGAUUGUUCCGUCACCCGAACCUGCUGACGUCCAGACAGGUGUUCAGCUCGUGCUGUCAGCUCUGGGUUCUGUCUCCUCUCAUGAGCUACGGCUCUGCAGAAUCUCUGCUCCGGUCUUAUUUUCCGGAUGGAAUGAGCGAGUCUCUGAUAGCGUACCUGCUGUACGGGAUGCUCCGAGCGCUGAAGUACCUGCAUCACAUGGGUUACGUGCACAGGGGUGUGAAGGCCAGUCAUGUGCUGCUGUCAGCUGAAGGCCGUGUGUGUUUGUCGGGACUGCAGAGCGUGUACAGUCUGAUGAAGGAUGGCAAGAGAAUGAGAGCAGUGUUUGACAUGCCUCAACACAGUCUGUCUCUGCUGCCCUGGCUGAGUCCUGAGCUGCUGCGACAGGAUCUUCACGGCUAUGGAGUGAAGUCAGACGUCUACAGUCUGGGAAUCGUGGCGUGUGAGCUGGUCAGUGGCAGAGUGCCGUUCCAGGACAUGCCGCCCACUCUGAUGCUGCUUCAGAAGCUGCAUGGUUCUCACUGCUGUCUUCUCGACGUUCCUCCUUAUCCUCUUGGAGACAUGGGUGCGCUCAGGGUGUCCCGCUCCGGUGUGGAUUCGGGGAUCGGCGAGAGUGUUGCGACCGGAAGUCUGACCCGUACUGCCACAGCGGAGAGACCUCAAAGCCCCGCCCCCAAAAACCACUCGGCCACACUGCACAACCUGGUCCAGCUGUGCCUGCAGCAGCAGCCUGAGCGCAGGCCGUCUGCGACAGCUCUCCUCACCCAUCCCUUCUUCAGACAGGUGAAGAAACACACGAGGGACUCUUUCCUCAGUUUGAUGUAUCCGGCCGUGCCAGUGUCCUGUCCUCCAGAUACGCCUCCGUCUGAAACAUCCACCCAGACCUGCAACACCCCGUCACCCACCCACCCUGAGCCCGAGGAUGGCUUGUGGGAUUUCUCCUGAACCUCGUCGUCUGUUUCUGUCUCUCUCGUCCAUUUCUUGAUUGUUUCUCGAUAAAUAUAUUCCAUAUUAAUUUGUCCUAACCAGCAGCUAGAUUUGGUCAUUUGCUGUUCAGUUGGUUUGUGUUUAUGUCACACCAUGUUACUUUAGCCCCGCCCACAGUGAACUCUAACUAAAUCCCAUCUCUAUAUGGACCAAAGUAUUGAUGACAUCAUCUUGCACUCAUGGGCGUGUUGACAUUUUUAUCUAAUCAAAAAUUUGCCUAGACAUUUCCUGAUUAACAAGAGCAAUUAUAUACUCGUUAAUAAUGUCUGUGCCCUCAACUAAAAGCCUGUUAGCUUGGGCUGCACGAUUCAUCAAAAUAAAACUGAAAUUGUGA
This is a messenger RNA of Carassius carassius (crucian carp), 1803 nucleotides long. RefSeq names its product STE20-related kinase adapter protein beta-like. Gene Ontology annotation, molecular function: protein serine/threonine kinase activator activity; protein kinase activity; ATP binding. Gene Ontology annotation, biological process: protein phosphorylation. The record is from RefSeq and is a predicted model, not a curated record. The transcript has 13 exons. Bases 150 to 1427 code for a protein of 425 amino acids. NCBI's taxonomy places the organism in Eukaryota, Metazoa, Chordata, Actinopteri, Cypriniformes, Cyprinidae.